AUGAUUUAUAUAGUUUCUUUUUUUAUAGUAGGCUUAGUACUAGGGUUAGUAGCUGUUGCUUCAAACCCUUCUCCUUAUUAUGCUGCUCUGGGUUUAGUUGUGGCUGCCGGUGCGGGUUGUUGAGUGAUUGUUGGAUUGGGGUCUUCCUUUUUAUCUCUUGUUUUGUUUUUAAUUUAUUUAGGUGGGAUGUUGGUGGUUUUUGCCUAUUCGGCUGCUUUGACGGCGGAGCCUUAUCCAGAGGCUUGGGGGAGUUGGUCGGUGGUGGGCUACGUAGUGGCAUAUAUGGUAGGGGUGGUUACUUGAUAUGUGGUAGAGGGCGGUGUAGAGGAGGACGGAGUUGUGGGUUUAGCAGGAUUGGAGGGUUAUGUGGUUCGUGGGGAUUGAGUUGGGGUGUCUUUGAUGUAUUCUUGGGGUGGAUGAAUGUUGUUUGUAGGGGGGUGAGUGUUGUUAUUAACUUUGUUUGUGGUGUUUGAGUUAAGUCGGGGGCAUUAUAGUGGAAGUCUCCGUGCUUUAGAGUAG
Xenopus tropicalis (tropical clawed frog) is the source of this 519-nucleotide messenger RNA. The record is from the annotation of a RefSeq genome assembly. NCBI's taxonomy places the organism in Eukaryota, Metazoa, Chordata, Amphibia, Anura, Pipidae.